UAAACUAAUGUCUGUCAGUGACCUAACCCAUCUUCUUCUUCUUCCUCCUCCGGCGGCUCAACAAAAACAACUUCAAAUUCGUUGCAGUGGAAGAGGAUAAGAUGAUGGGUAGGCGCUAACUGCUAAGCAUCAACUCUUUCAGCUUCGAUUACUCUGCCCUUUCGUCUUCUGGGAAUGGAAACCCAACAUUCUUCUUGGAUUUGCAGAGAGAUUGCAGUGUUAUGAGGGGUUCUUUUUUGUAAUUCUUGAUUGGUUGUUUCAAUGUUUCACCUCUGAGAUUGGGAUCUUCUGUUUCCCCAAAGAGGAAAGUUGAGAUUGGCCUGCUCUAUAUCACAGGGGGCUUUCAAGAAAGGUUUUUUUUUUUUUUUUUUAAAUUUUUUUUUUUUUAAGGGAGCUUGGUUGGUUAGAGGUUGGAGUGGAUUUGGUGGAGCUGCCAAGCCCUGUUCUGGGAAGCUAUGGUGAGGAAACAUGGAUGGCAGCUUCCAGCACACACCUUUCAGGUCGUUGCAAUAACCGUUUUCUGCUUACUAGUGGUUGCAUUUUAUGCUUUCUUCUCUCCUUUCCUUGGAGGACACGUUUGGGAGUAUGUACUGGUUGGAGUCUAUUCGCCAGUGGCACUCCUGGUUUUCAUUCUUUAUGUUCGGUGCACUGCAAUUAACCCUGCAGAUCCUGGUAUAAUGUCAAAGUUCGAUUCUGAGCUAUUAAGCAAUACGAGCCCGAAGCAUGGACUUUCUGCCAAAAAUAUGUCCGGGAAGUUUGAAGGACUUGGCGCAGAUGCAAAUUCGUCUCCUUCUUCGGUCUCGAGAAGUUCAUUUGGUGUGUCGCACUCUGUUAAGAGAAGUCAACCGGAAGCUGACAGGACAGAUGGUCGAGUAGUUUCUUCUAGAAGGAGGUCAUCAUCUUGUUGUAAGAUUGGAGGAAUCUUCUGUGCCUUGUUUGUACACGAGGAUUGUCGCAAACAGGACGGUGGAGUUGAGCAGGAAGGCGCGAGCGAAGAUGCUUUGUUCUGCACACUGUGCAAUGCCGAGGUAUGCAAGUUUAGUAAGCAUUGUAGAAGCUGUGACAAAUGUGUUGACGGAUUUGAUCACCAUUGUCGGUGGCUAAAUAACUGUGUCGGGCGGAAAAAUUAUGCAACCUUUAUAUCUCUUAUGGCCAUCAGUCUAGUAUGGCUUGCUAUUGAAGCUGGGACCGGAGUUGCUGUUUUGGUGCGGUGCUUCGUGAAUAAAAAGAACAUGGAGGCUGAAAUAGUCGACAGACUAGGGAAUGGUUUCUCUCGGGCUCCAUUUGCAACUGUUGUGGCUGUUUGUACAGCGGUUUCAGUACUGGCUUGUGUGCCCUUGGGUGAACUCUUCUUUUUCCACAUGAUACUGAUCAGAAAGGGCAUUACGACAUACGAAUAUGUUGUUGCGAUGAGGGCGGCCAUGAGCGAGGCCCUGGGGGGAGCAUCUAUAGAUGAAGAGCAAGGAAACAUUCUACUCUCUCCAACGGGAUCUGCAACAACUGGUUUCAGCGGUGGAAGCUCGUUAGGCCUGCAGUACAAAGGAGCGUGGUGCACCCCUCCUCGUGUGUUUGUUGAUUAUAACGAAGAAGUUGCACCUCAAUUGGAACCGGGAAUAGUUCCGUCAACAGUUGAUCCAGACGCAGCUGGGUUCGAGGACAAGGGCAACAAGGCGUCUAAGCGGCCUGUUAAGAUCAGUGCGUGGAGGCUUGCGAAGCUAGAUUCGAGCGAUGCUAUGAAAGCUGCAGCUAAAGCCCGAGCAUCCUCGUCGGUCCUACGCCCUAUUGACAACCGUCGUUUGGCUGAUUCUGAGCUAAGCUCGAGUGAGAAUAUGAGUGUGAGAAGCAGUAUGAGUGCUGACACUGGUGGAAACAAAGACACAAGGAUUUCUCCGUUUAGGAACUCGUUUGCGCCUAGUCAAGGCAGCAGGGACGAGUACGAGACGGGCACCCAAAGCGUGAGUAGCUUCAGCAGCCCGAGCCACGUUCACGAGGCGGUCACGCUAAGCCCCCUCCCGCAGGCUAACAACAAUUUUAGCUACCAGAAUGCUGGCAUUAUCCCCGAGCAGGCUCGGGCAUCAUUGGCUAAUAACACCCGCCCCCGCCCAUUAUCUUACACCUCUUCAGACUUCGAUGAAAAGAUCGUGCACAGAAGUGGCGCUGCUGACCCGUUACUCCUCUCUGCAGUCGCUCCACCAACGUCUCUCCUCAGAGACGUUAAACGAACAUCUGUUGUCUGGGAUCAAGAAGCCGGAAGGUACGUAUCUGUCCCCGUCUCAGCUGCAGAAGCUCGUGGCAGACCGUCUUUACUAUCAAAUCCUAACGCAGCAGCCAGCAACAGCAAGUGGCCUAUCCCUAUCCCGCUCCCUCAAGAGCCUUCCCAUCCAGCACCAAAGCCUCCGGUCCAGCAGUCCGAGAAGCUGAUGUACAGCGGGGAGUCUAUAUUCUUCGGUGGCCCUCUGUUUCGCGGGCCCAUCAAGGACAGUAUGAAGAACGAGAGAGCCUCCGGAUCUGGAAAUGGACUGGAGAGGCUACAACUGAACUUGCCCCGGGAAUCCAGGUUCAAGAGAGACGGCGCCUCCCACCAGCUUCCCGUGUUCGCCCCCGGGGAUUUGGCGCCACAUUCUUCAUCAGCAUCAGGCCACAAGAAGUAGGUGAUUGUAAUGGAAGGAUUUGUGUUUUUUUUUUUGUAUUAGAGCAUUUGGCAUUUGCAAUGGGGGGUUGGGGAAUUGAGGGUUUUGAGAAAACAGAAGAAAUCUCUGAAGGGAGGUAAGAUUUAGGGCUCCAGGAACCUGCAGCCUAGUGAUUCUCAACUAGCAGGCAGAGGUUCCAGUGGUUUCUUCUUCAAUCAAUUUCUUAACUUUUACCCCGCUGUAAUAUAGAGCAGAUGGACUCGUAGAACCACUUUACCCUUUCAAUAUUUGAUUUAUGGAAUUACAAAAUUUCUCCCU
Messenger RNA from Ipomoea triloba (trilobed morning glory), 2948 nucleotides. RefSeq names its product probable protein S-acyltransferase 19. Bases 456 to 2651 code for a protein of 731 amino acids. Gene Ontology annotation, molecular function: protein-cysteine S-palmitoyltransferase activity. The transcript has 9 exons. Gene Ontology annotation, cellular component: Golgi apparatus; endoplasmic reticulum. NCBI's taxonomy places the organism in Eukaryota, Viridiplantae, Streptophyta, Magnoliopsida, Solanales, Convolvulaceae. Gene Ontology annotation, biological process: protein targeting to membrane; peptidyl-L-cysteine S-palmitoylation. The record is from RefSeq and is a predicted model, not a curated record.